Molecule: messenger RNA, 2247 nt
Organism: Vicia villosa (hairy vetch)
Lineage: Eukaryota; Viridiplantae; Streptophyta; Magnoliopsida; Fabales; Fabaceae
Product: F-box protein At4g35733-like
Exons: 1
Coding region: 478-1707 (409 amino acids)
Molecular function (GO): protein binding
Source: RefSeq, a predicted model, not a curated record
CUGGGUCAAACACCAUUGGCCCAGAAAUGAAUUUAGUAACUUGAGUGAGAUCCUUGUAUGGUAUGCUUCACAAGAGUUUAAGUGCUACCAUUAGGAACAACUUGCUUUUGUGUCUUCAUUAUAUGCUUAUUGUUUGUUUAGGACAGAGUAGUCAAUAGGCACCAUUAGCAGCACCAUUGCAGCCGCCCGGGGCUGUGGAGCCCGAAGCCUGUCUGCAGAGGUGAUACUGAUAGUAGAGAGAAAAUGUAUCACGGUGCUCUAAAGGGGUUUUGCGGGUCGCAAGGCUGUAACUGUUACGUUUUAGAGCAGUUUUUGAACUGCUAUUUUUUUUUUACCGGAAAAAUCAAAAUUACAAUUUAUUAAUAUUUUAUUUUUCUUUCAUUACUUCUCUUUCUUUUCUCUGUUUUUCUUUUCCUUUUCUUUUAUUUCUCAUUUCCCUACCUUCUUUUUAUUUUGUUUUUUUUUCUUUCUAACUCUAUGAGUAUAUAUGAGAAGCAAUCGAGGACCGUAAUGAUGAAUAGCAGUACAAGCCUCGGUGUUCCUCCGUUCCCAAUAAAAGUGGGAAAAAGAAUGAGCGCAGAGUGGGCUGAGUUACCGCAAGAAAUUGUUGAAUAUAUAUCGAAAAGGUUGACGAUCUACAUAGACUAUCUCCGAUUCCAAUGUGUAUGUCGCACAUGGAAUUACUAUGUUCCCAAAAUCCCUCUCCAUCUACCUCAACUCCGGCUCAUGCUUUGUCACAAAUCCUUUUUUGACCUCUCCACCAACAAACUCCACCGCCUUAAUCUCCCUUCUUUUUCUCACCAGACUCUUAUCAUUGGUUCUUCUCAUGGUUGGCUUGUUAUUCUCAAUGGAUACAGCGAGGUUCAUCUUCUUAACCCUAUAAUUUGUGCCACAAUGUCUCUUCCUUAUCUCCUCACUUUUUCAGAGUUGGUUAGAAUGCUUUUUUCGGAUCAUAAUAUCUACCUUAUCAAAGUUGUCUUGUCCUCUAGCCCUUCGCUUAGUAAGGAAUUUGCCGCACUCAUCUACCUUAUCAAAGUUGUCUUGUCCUCUAGCCCUUCGCUUAGUAAGGAAUUUGCCGCACUCGCUAUUCUCAAUCGUAGAAAAUUAGCAUUCUGCAGAAAAGGCUAUGAUUCUUGGGUUCUCUUCAUUGGGAAUCAACAUCAUCAAUGCAUAGAUCAUCAAUGGAUAGAUGCUGUAUACAAAAACAGUUUGUUUUAUGUUGUGAGCAUGAGAGGAACGAUAGCGGUGUGUGAUGUUGAGGGUCCCGGAGUCUCCUUUAUUGAGGCGACGAUCUAUACUGAUUACUUGGAUAGAAUCUGCUAUGUAAUGUUCUCCGGGGAGGACAUGUUGAUGGUUUCUCGAAAUUUUGCAUGGGAAUGUCAACAUCAGGAGUUUGGGCCAGAUCCCGAUGUUUGGACAAUAGGGUUUGUGAUUUAUAAGUUGAAUUGGAAUUUGCUCAAGUGGGAGGAAAUUCAAACUUUGGGCGAACACUUGUUUAUAAGAAAUAAUUAUUCGCUUUCCUUUUCUACGACUGAUUUUGUUGGAUGCUGUUCAAAUUGUAUCUAUUUCACUGAUGAACUUGCUGGGAAACACGGUUUCAGCAUCUAUAGUUUAUCAGAUAAGUGCAUUGAGCCGUUUCCCUGUAAUCCACAAAAGUUGUAUCGUUGUUUUGGAUGUCCAACUUGGGUUACACCAAACCCGCAAUGAGCUAAAAAUCUCAAUGAUGCACACUACAGUGUACACUCAUCGUAUUGAGUCCUGGACAUCUCAAGUGUUGCUUUACCUGUACGGUAAGACAGAUGGAAAUUCAAAUGCAGUUUUUACUGUGGUUUGCGUUCUUCUUUUAGGGGUAAUGACUUUUGGUGGUAAUGUCUUAAAGAGAUCUAUUGAUUCAGCAUUGCAAGAUCAGUGUAUUAUCGCAAUGUGAGGAUGAGUUAGGUAAUUGAGACAUUAGUACUCAACUCGAACACAGAUCCGAAUACACCUCGUUUUGAUUAAUCGAUUAAAUUAUUUAAUUUUGAUAAUUUGAAAUAUUAGAUGUAUCUUCAAUGUUUUGAUAUUUUAUUUUGCAUUAGCAGUAAAUAAAACUUUUAUAUUAGCAUAUGCAUAUAUUAUGAGAUAGUUUUUCUUAACUUUAGUAAAUAUGUGGAUAAAAAGAUAGCUGCACUCAAAUUUGCUCAAAACCAAACAAAUAUGAUGUAGAUUAUGUGGUGAACCAAAUUUCACAAUUCUUUGUGAAGAUUCUUA